AUGGACCCCCGCGUAGGCGUCGGCGUCUUCCUCUUCAACGCCACCGGCCAGUUCAUCAUCGGCCAACGCAAGAACAGCCACGGCGCAGGAACCCUCGCCCUCCCCGGCGGCCACCUCGAGUAUGGCGAGAGCUUCGAGGCGUGUGCCGCGCGCGAAACCCUCGAGGAAACCGGCCUGGUGGUGGACGAGAAGGACAUCUCCUUCUUCACUACGACCAACGAUGUCAUGCCUGGGGGCAAACAUUAUGUCACGGUGUUUGUGGGCGGCAGGGUCCACGGGGAGCCAACGGUAACGGAACCUCAUAAAUGCGAGGGAUGGCAGUGGGCAACGUGGGAGGAUCUCCAGGCGUUCGAUAAAGACAGGCUGUUCCAACCCUUGGUGGAUUUGAUGCUGCAAAGACCAGACUUUCAACCUCAAAUGACAAAGAGUUGA
Messenger RNA from Penicilliopsis zonata CBS 506.65, 432 nucleotides. RefSeq lists its product as hypothetical. Gene Ontology annotation, biological process: dGTP catabolic process. Gene Ontology annotation, cellular component: cytosol. Gene Ontology annotation, molecular function: 8-oxo-7,8-dihydrodeoxyguanosine triphosphate pyrophosphatase activity. The transcript is spliced from 3 exons. Lineage: Eukaryota; Fungi; Ascomycota; Eurotiomycetes; Eurotiales; Aspergillaceae. The record is from RefSeq and is a predicted model, not a curated record. The coding region runs from base 1 to 432 and encodes 143 amino acids.